Molecule: messenger RNA, 885 nt
Organism: Penicillium lagena
Lineage: Eukaryota; Fungi; Ascomycota; Eurotiomycetes; Eurotiales; Aspergillaceae
Product: Ac45/VOA1 transmembrane domain-containing protein
Exons: 5
Coding region: 1-885 (294 amino acids)
Biological process (GO): fungal-type cell wall biogenesis; (1->6)-beta-D-glucan biosynthetic process
Cellular component (GO): endoplasmic reticulum membrane
Source: RefSeq, a predicted model, not a curated record
AUGCAUCUCAGCAGGUUCGGACUGCUCGCCCUGGGCGCAGCGACAGUCGAUGCCUUCCGAGACACAUCGCCCUUUUUUCUAGCCUCAACCUCCGAAAUCCUAGCAAACUCGGCGUAUAUCAAGUCCGGUGCAUCGCUCCUUGAUACCCUUUCAACCUCGCUCAGCUCUUGUCCCUCCGACUACUAUGUCGUUGUCAACCAGCCUGGCGUGCACAGCUCGGAUUUCUCAACUCGCAAGUCGGCGCCCCGCCUCGGCGCGAAGAUGUUGGGCAAGGAUAAGGCAAUUCGGUCAAAGAUGACGGUUAACGAGGUGGCUGGUUUGUUGGAAGCUAAGGAUGUGAGCGCGCUCUUGGAGAAGAAAUGCAAGGCGAAGACGACCGCCAUCGAUGGGUCUUCUGGAUCGUACCCUUCGUCAUUUGAACAGGGUCCUCGCAUUCUUUCCGUCGACUUCCCGAUGCUCUCGCUGGGCUCAGACCGCGCCCGGCAGCUCUCCGACAACGAUGGCCUUCUCGCCGAUAUUGUUGACCGCAUUCCCGCAUCCUCCAAGUAUACCAUCCUCUACGUCACCUCCCCCCGGGAGUUCCCCGAAUCCGACUCCGUCGUCUAUGACUCUAGCGAGGGUUCCUAUCAGGACGCCCUCCACCAGGAUCUGAAGCGCGACUACUCGUCCUGGCCCUCCGACGCCGAUUCCUCUGACGAUUCCGGCUCCCAGAGCCUCUUCGAAGAAUACCAGUACUUCACGCCCGGUAUUUUUAUGGGCUUCAUGGCGUCCUUUUUGUGUCUUAUGAUUCUCUACAUCGGCAUCAGUGCCCUCAGCGGCCUGCAGAUUCCGUAUGCUGCGUUUGAGAAGGACACAUCUAGUUCGGUGCAGAAGAAGCAGCAGUGA